AAAACAAAACGAACCCCACCCUGCUCAUUCUCUGUUGUCGCGCAGACGAGAACCGUGAAAACGAAAAACUCUUCUUUUUGUUUGUGUGUCUGCGUAUGGUUAUUUGUCGCGCCCACCCGCAUUCUUCUUCUUAAGGGAAUCCGAACCGCAACAGCGAGGCGUGUGGUGGUGGUGAUGGUAGGAACGACGGAAAGAAGAAACCCGGAUGUGGCGCAUGCGCUAACGCCGCCUGUCUGGACGUGUCUGCAGCACCACCAGCACUACCACCAAGACCAGCACCACCAACACCACGACGUAGGCAGUGGCAGUUGUCGUCGGUUGGAACCUUCUUCCCUCCUCGCGCCUGAGGCCCUUUGCGCGCGCGCACAGUGUCAGGCUCGCGCCGUCCUGCUGCGGCGCCCCUUCUCCCCCGUCUCUCUCCGGGCCGCUGAGGAGGCGGGAAGGCGAAGGGAGAGAGCGAGAGGGGCGCCCAAGGAGGAGGGUUAGGGGCGCCCAGGCCCCUCACAAGGCAGGCCGCGGCGGCGCUGCUGCUGCUGUUGCCCGACACGGGGUCCCGACUGAGGUCCAGGUGUCGAGACUGUCCUUGACCCACCCACUGGCUGGCAGGCAUAUUUGGUCUGGAAGUAAAAACUGUACCAAAUGGACAAUAUGUCUAUUACUAACACGCCAACAAGUAAUGACGCUUGUCUGAGCAUUGUCCACAGUUUGAUGUGCCAUCGACAAGGAGGGGAGAGUGAAACAUUUGCAAAGCGAGCAAUUGAAAGCUUAGUAAAAAAACUGAAGGAGAAAAAAGAUGAAUUGGAUUCUUUGAUUACAGCUAUAACUACAAAUGGAGCUCAUCCUAGCAAGUGUGUUACAAUUCAGAGAACCUUGGAUGGAAGGCUGCAGGUCGCUGGUCGUAAGGGUUUUCCUCAUGUAAUUUAUGCACGGUUAUGGAGAUGGCCUGAUCUUCACAAAAAUGAACUCAAGCAUGUCAAAUAUUGCCAGUAUGCUUUUGACUUGAAGUGUGAUAGUGUCUGUGUGAAUCCGUAUCAUUAUGAGCGUGUUGUGUCGCCUGGUAUUGAUCUUUCAGGAUUGACACUUCAGAGUUCUGCACCCUCAAACAUGUUGGUGAAAGAUGAAUAUGUUCAUGAAUUUGAGGGGCAGCCAUCGCUCUCAACUACUGACGGCCAUUCAGUUCAGACGAUCCAACAUCCGCCAAGUAAUAGGGCAUCUACUGAAACCUAUAGCACCCCAGCCAUGUUAGCUCCUUCUGAGUCUAGCACUACCAGCACCACCAACUUCCCCAACAUUCCUGUCGCUUCCACAAGUCAACCCACCAGUAUGUUGCCAGGUAGCCACAGUGAUGGACUCUUACAGAUUGUUUCAGGGCCUCAGCCAGGGACACAGCAGAAUGGCUUUACAGCUCAGCCAGCUACUUACCACCACAAUAGUACAACAACUUGGACUGGGAGUCGAACUGCAGCCUACACACCUACCAUCCCUCAUCAUCAGAAUGGACACCUUCAACAUCAUCCACCUAUGUCCCAUCCUGGACAUUACUGGCCAGUUCAUAAUGAACUUGCAUUCCAGCCACCUAUCUCAAAUCACCCUGCUCCAGAAUACUGGUGUUCAAUUGCCUAUUUUGAGAUGGAUGUGCAAGUUGGCGAAACAUUCAAAGUACCUUCAAGCUGCCCAAUUGUUACUGUUGAUGGGUAUGUGGACCCUUCAGGUGGGGACCGCUUUUGCCUUGGUCAGCUUUCCAACGUUCACAGAACAGAAGCCAUUGAGAGAGCAAGGUUGCAUAUAGGUAAAGGUGUACAGCUGGAAUGCAAAGGUGAAGGAGAUGUCUGGGUUCGGUGCCUCAGUGAUCAUGCGGUCUUUGUUCAGAGUUACUACCUAGAUCGGGAAGCAGGACGGGCGCCAGGCGAUGCAGUCCACAAAAUUUAUCCAAGUGCAUAUAUAAAGGUGUUCGAUUUACGUCAGUGUCAUCGUCAGAUGCAACAGCAGGCUGCUACAGCGCAGGCUGCAGCUGCUGCUCAAGCUGCUGCAGUUGCAGGAAAUAUCCCUGGGCCAGGAUCUGUAGGGGGAAUCGCUCCAGCCAUCAGUUUGUCAGCUGCUGCUGGAAUUGGCGUGGAUGACCUUCGCCGCUUGUGCAUCCUCAGGAUGAGUUUUGUCAAAGGGUGGGGGCCGGAUUACCCAAGACAGAGCAUUAAGGAGACACCAUGUUGGAUUGAAAUUCACCUGCAUCGUGCCCUCCAGCUCCUAGAUGAAGUGCUUCAUACCAUGCCGAUUGCAGAUCCCCAGCCACUAGACUGAGACGUUGCUGCUGUUAGCUGUUAUAGAGUGAGGAAGGUGGAUUGUAAAAUACAAUUUUGUUUUAUUACUGGAAGAUAUAUUUUACUUCCAUUCUGCUUAAUCUUUAACCAGGUUUUAAAGAGAAAAUGUCUUUGCCACCUUGCUCUCAGCAGAAAGAAUCUGAACCUGCCAUAAUUCUGAAUAGUUUCACACCUUCAGGCUUGUGUUGUAGUUGCGGGAAGCUGACAUCAAACAGCAAACGUUUGAUUGCAGUCUCGGUGUGAUCACUGCUAUACCUAUUCCUUGGAAAUUUCACUUGGCUUGAUCGAGCUCCCCAAGAUUCUCAGUGAAGCAUCGAUAAUGCCACCUGUGCAUUUUGGGGCCUGGAGUUGGGCCUUCAUUCAUGCAGUUAUUCAGCUUGCCCUUAGUUGGAUCCACUCUAAAUGAGCAAAAUCAUGUUGAUUAUUCUAAAGGGAUGGAUUCUGGUGCUCUGUUCUGCUACGGCACUGGGCACAUCUCAUAGCAAGACUUUGUAUGUGAAAUAUUUAUGUACACACAAUCUUUUAAAAUACACUAAAAUGGAUGGGCUUCAAAGCUGGUACAGUAGGGCCCCACUUCACGGCGCUUCACUUCACGGCGUUCCGCUAAUGCGGCGGCUUUCAUUCCCCGUUUUAAAGCUGAUUUUGCGUCAUUUUUGCGCAAUGCGCCCCAUUAUACUCUAUGGGGUUCCGCUUUACGGCGAUUUCCACUUUAUGGCGGGGGUCCGGAACGUAACCUGCCGUAUAAGCAGGGCCCGCCUGUACUAAAUGUCAAUGCAACAUAAAAUAUUCAACAAGGAGAACUGCCAGCUAAAUUGUGUAACUAAUGUAUAAUGAUACAUAUUUUCAUUACUAUCCCCGACUGAUUUCAGCUACAGUGAAAAGCCUGUAAAACGUGGACAGUUGAGAUAGCAUUAAUAUGUGUUUUACUGCACUUGGAAUGCCAUCUUAAACCUCAUAAUCAUGUUUAUGGUUGCAUCACUGAGAAUCCAGAUUUUGUAUUUUUCAACAUUUCUACUCAGGGUAAGAUGGCAAACUUGUUUUUAUACCUCUUGGUUAUUUUAAGCUCUUUAUCCCAUCAAUGAUCUAUCUAUUUGCAUUGACUUUGUAUAGAGAAUUUCAGGUAGAAAUUGCAAAUGUAUUGGCUGUAUGACAGAUGCAAUAUUAUGCUUUCUCUAGUUAAUAAACUAUUGGAAAAAUUCU
Rhineura floridana is the source of this 3518-nucleotide messenger RNA. It is a transcript of the gene SMAD4, whose product is annotated as SMAD family member 4. Gene Ontology annotation, biological process: cell differentiation; anatomical structure morphogenesis; SMAD protein signal transduction. Lineage: Eukaryota; Metazoa; Chordata; Lepidosauria; Squamata; Rhineuridae. The record is from RefSeq and is a predicted model, not a curated record. The coding region runs from base 640 to 2298 and encodes 552 amino acids. The transcript has 12 exons. Gene Ontology annotation, molecular function: DNA-binding transcription factor activity, RNA polymerase II-specific; RNA polymerase II cis-regulatory region sequence-specific DNA binding; I-SMAD binding. Gene Ontology annotation, cellular component: heteromeric SMAD protein complex.